GGGUGCAGGCCAGGGCGGGGAUUUUGCACUCGCCCCGGCUCUUUCCAACUAUAAACACAGCUCGCGGCGCUCAGCCCCACCACGCCUCCUUCAAGUCCCAGCGAGUUCUCGUGCAGCCGUCUCCCGACUCCAGCCGCCUCUUCAGCUCGCCAUGGACCCCAACUGCUCCUGCACCGCCGGUGACUCCUGCACCUGCGCCGGCUCCUGCAAGUGCAAAGAGUGCAAAUGCACCUCCUGCAAGAAAAGUAAGUGGGAUCCUCUCUUUCCUCUACCCCCUCACUGUCCUCCAGCCUGUCCCCAGCCCUCUACAUCAUCCUCAGGGGAAGUAAAGCAGUCUGAGGAUGCCCCAUUGCAUGGAAGCUGUUGCCUCCUCAGUGAUUCUUACUAGGGAGAGCAGGAAUCCUUCCCUGUGUCCCUAGUACUCAUCUCUGCUACCUCCUCUCUGUCCCCAGGCUGCUGCUCCUGCUGCCCUGUGGGCUGUGCCAAGUGUGCCCAGGGCUGCAUCUGCAAAGGGGCAUCGGACAAGUGCAGCUGCUGCGCCUGAAGCCAGGACAGCCCUGCUCCCAUAUGUAAAUAACAUGACCUCUACAAACCUGGAUUUUUUUUUUAUGUACAACCCUGACCCGUUUGCUACAUUCCUUUUGCUAUGAAAUAAUGUGAGUGGUAAUAAAAGAGCUUUGACUUGA
This is a messenger RNA of Cebus imitator (Panamanian white-faced capuchin), 686 nucleotides long. RefSeq names its product metallothionein-2. The record is from RefSeq and is a predicted model, not a curated record. Gene Ontology annotation, molecular function: metal ion binding. The coding region runs from base 152 to 388 and encodes 78 amino acids. Lineage: Eukaryota; Metazoa; Chordata; Mammalia; Primates; Cebidae. The transcript has 2 exons.